This is a messenger RNA of Pseudomassariella vexata, 4455 nucleotides long. RefSeq names its product SNF2 family N-terminal domain-containing protein. The annotation marks the transcript as partial. The transcript is spliced from 2 exons. The record is from RefSeq and is a predicted model, not a curated record. Gene Ontology annotation, biological process: chromatin remodeling; DNA-templated transcription; DNA repair. Gene Ontology annotation, cellular component: nucleus; Ino80 complex. Gene Ontology annotation, molecular function: DNA binding; ATP binding; ATP-dependent chromatin remodeler activity. NCBI's taxonomy places the organism in Eukaryota, Fungi, Ascomycota, Sordariomycetes, Amphisphaeriales, Pseudomassariaceae.
CCAAGCCGUGCAGCGGAGCUCAUGUCGUUUUCCAAUAUCCUCUCGAGUGCCGAUCCCCUUCCGAAACCAAGAGCCCCCAUCAUGCCAGAGAAGAAAGAAAAGCCCCGUAACAAGAAUUACGAGAGUCGUCGCGAGCGUCGCGAGGCCAACUUGAGAGAAUCCGGCGUUGACAGGUCUAGAAAAGGUGUCCGACUGUCGUCGCCCAAUACCUCUAGAGAAACGCCGCCGAGCAGAGCUUCAACUAAGAGUCUGGCUAAUGGCCAGCCGAAGCCAAAGACUCUGUCAGCUGAGCAGGAGAAGAAGAUCGACCAGCUCAUGGAGUCUCUUGAUGCGAAGGCGGAAGAUGUAGAUCUCUCGGAGAUGGAAGCCGAGUACCAGUUCUACACCGGCCGCAACAAGCGACGGAAACUCAACAUGGAGCGAGAGGAGGACCAAGAUCAUCGUCUCCGACGCGUCGACUUGACGACGCUCCAGGGCAAGAAGCUUAUGAAUCAUGCUGCGCUGGGAAAGCGACGCUAUGAUGACGUCCAUUAUGAGGAGGCACUGCAAGAAGUCCGCGAGCGCGAGCUUUACGCCGAGAAAGAGCGAAAGAAGGACAUGCAACGGAAACGACGGCGAGAGAAGUCGAUGCAAGUCACUAUCGAGCAAAAAGAAGCUGCUCUUGCCAAAGCAUUGGCGGCCCAGAACGAAGCCGAUCGUGCAAAACACUUGCGAGAAGCCGAGCGUGCUAACAAGAAGGCCCAGCAGACCAAGCUGAUUCUCCAGAAGGGCAUCAAGGGCCCCGCCCGCAACCUAGCCAACCUCGAGCUCAACUUGGAGGGUGGCACCAUGACAACCUUCCAAGCUACGGACAUGGAACCUGGGAAGAGCAGGAGCAAAGGUCGUGCGGGCACUCGGCCGAAGAAGUCCAAGGAACAGAAACAAGCCGAGAAGGACUCCGCCGAAGCCGCGCAGGCUGCUAUCGACGCUGGCGAAGAGUUGCCUUCUAAGGAGGAUAAUAACAAGAUCCGCAUCAAGCUUAGUAAAAGCUCUUCUAAGGAUUCCAAGCCACGGGAUGGCACGCAAGAACCAAAGGACAAGGAGAAGGUCGUGGAUGAGCCCUCCGCUAACCCACUUGAGACCAAGUUCCAGUCCAAGGGCUACAAUCAGAUAUACGAUCAAAUCUGGCGCGAUCUUGCACGUAAGGACGUGCCCAAGACGUUUAAGCUGGCUGCCGAUUCGUAUGCGACGAAGGCCUCGAACUUGAAAAAGACGGCCAUUCUCGCUUCCAAAGAAGCCAAACGAUGGCAACUGCGUACCAACAAGGGGACCAAAGAUCUACAGGCCAGGGCAAAGCGCUGCAUGAGAGACAUGAUGGGCUUCUGGAAGCGCAAUGAGCGCGAGGAAAGAGAUUUGCGCAAGGCCGCCGAGAGACAGGAGCUGGAGAAUGCUCGCAAGGAGGAAGCCGACCGUGAAGCCGCUCGUCAGAAGAGGAAGCUCAACUUCUUGAUUUCCCAGACGGAGCUGUACUCUCACUUCAUCGGCAAGAAGAUUAAGACGGAUGAAGUCGAACGCAGCACAGACAACCCAGAGAUUGCACCUGCUGGGGACAUGCCGUCCACCGGGAACAAGAUGGACGUCGACGAACCUGCGGGGCCAGUUGGUGCUAAGGUUACCGAUUUCAACAAGCUCGAUUUCGACGCCGCUGACGAGGGAGAGCUCCGUGCUGCUGCCGUGGCCAACGCCCAGAAUGCCAUUGCCGAAGCCCAGGAGAAGGCACGGGCAUUCAACAAGCAAGACAACGACAUGGACGAAGAUGGGGAGAUGAACUUCCAGAAUCCGACUGGUCUUGGCGACGUCGAAAUCGAGCAACCCAAGUCAUUGAACUGUCAGCUCAAAGAGUACCAGCUAAAAGGUCUCAACUGGCUUGCCAAUCUCUACGAGCAAGGAAUCAACGGUAUUCUGGCAGAUGAGAUGGGUCUCGGCAAGACGGUCCAGUCGAUUUCGGUCAUGGCCUACCUGGCCGAAGUACACGACAUCUGGGGCCCCUUUCUAGUUGUGGCACCGGCCUCGACGCUACACAAUUGGCAGCAGGAAAUUGCCAAGUUCGUCCCCGAGUUCAAGGUGCUACCGUACUGGGGUAACGGUGCUGAUCGAAAGGUUCUGCGCAAGUUCUGGGAUCGAAAGCACAACACAUACCGGAAGGAUGCUCCCUUCCACGUGUUGGUCACAUCCUACCAGCUGGUGGUGUCUGACACCGCAUACUUCCAGAAAAUGCGCUGGCAGUACAUGAUUCUGGAUGAGGCGCAGGCCAUCAAGAGUUCCACGAGUUCGCGUUGGAAGGUUCUGCUUGGCUUCCACUGCCGCAACCGACUGCUUCUGACUGGUACUCCGAUCCAGAAUAACAUGCAGGAACUCUGGGCGCUUCUCCACUUCAUCAUGCCUUCACUUUUCGACUCCCACGACGAAUUCAGCGAGUGGUUCUCCAAGGACAUUGAAUCACACGCGCAGAGCAACACGACACUGAACGAGGACCAGCUUAAGCGGCUGCACAUGAUCCUUAAACCAUUCAUGUUGCGUCGUGUAAAGAAGCACGUGCAGAAGGAACUUGGUGACAAGAUCGAACUCGAUGUAUUCUGCGAUCUCACCUACCGUCAGCGUGCUUACUAUCGCAACCUCCGCAACCAGAUCAGCAUCAUGGACCUGAUCGAGAAAGCCACGUUGGGUGACGACCAAGAUUCUGGCACACUGAUGAAUCUUGUUAUGCAAUUCCGAAAAGUGUGUAAUCAUCCCGAUUUGUUUGAACGUGCGGAUACAAGCAGUCCCUUCUUCUCGGGCUACUACGCCGAGACGGCAUCGUUUGUCCGCGAAGGAGUCAAUAUCUCACUCGGAUACUCUACUCGUAAUCUGAUCGAAUACGACCUUCCACGUCUUAUUUGGACUGAAGGGGGAAGACUGCAGAAGGCUGGAAAGGACAAUGAAAAAGCCGGGUUCAGGAAUAAAUACCUCCACCAUUUGAUGAACAUAUGGGCUCCGGAAAACGUCCGCGAGAGCACGAGUGGCCAGGGCGCCUUUUCGUUCCUCCGCUUUGCCGACACAAGUCCCGAGGAGAUGUACAAUGCGAGUUGCCAGGACUUGUUUUCGCGCGCCGUGGAUCUCACGAAGAAGCCAGAUCGUCUGGGGCAUAUGAAUGUCAUCUAUGAUGAGCCCGAAGACAAGGCCUACACCCCGACUCAUGCGCUAUUUCAAAUCACAGAGCGCUCCAGUCGCCAACCCCUUGCUGGCGUGACGAACGAGGGUAUUCUUGGUAAAUUGAUGAACAUCUCGCAGUCCAGUUGGCGGGAUUCGGGGCUAUGCCGACUUGAGCAAGCUGCUCUCCCCGGCGCGGUGGCUCCACCUAUCGAGGUUGCGUGUGAGGGUACUCGAGCGCCAGCUGCAGAGCGUGAAGAGACAUUCUUCAAUGCCUCGAUGCGAAAGUCCAUAUAUGGGCCUACGGCGAUCGAAGAAAAGGCGUUAGUGAUGCAAAAGGUGCCUAUCGAACGCUACCCGGUGCCAUCAUUGCUGCCUCAGCCGGACAACGAGAAGAGGCGGUUCACCAACAUUACGGUUCCCAGCAUGCGCCGCUUUGUCACGGACAGUGGCAAGCUUGCCAAGCUUGACCAGCUACUUUUCAAGCUGAAGGAGGAAGGUCACCGUGUGCUGUUGUAUUUCCAGAUGACGCGCAUGAUUGAUUUGAUGGAAGAGUACCUGACUUACCGUAACUAUAAAUACUGCCGACUGGAUGGAUCCACCAAGUUGGAAGACCGUCGUGACACGGUGCACGACUUCCAAACGCGGCCCGAGAUCUUCAUCUUCCUUUUGUCCACUCGUGCUGGUGGCCUGGGAAUUAAUCUCACAUCCGCGGACACCGUCAUCUUCUACGACAGUGACUGGAAUCCUACCAUCGACUCACAGGCCAUGGACCGAGCUCAUCGUCUCGGCCAGACGCGCCAAGUGACGGUGUACCGUCUCAUCACCCGCGGCACCAUCGAGGAGCGUAUCCGGAAGCGUGCUUUGCAGAAGGAGGAAGUACAACGCGUAGUGAUUUCAGGUGGCGGUGCACGCGGUGUUGACUUCAGUGGUCGUCGUCCCGUCGAGAACAGGAACAAGGACAUCGCCCUGUGGCUUGCCGACGAUGAGCAGGCCGAGUUAAUUGAACGCCGCGAGAAAGAGUUGCUCGAGAGCGGCGAGGCGGAAAAUCAGAAGAAGAAGCGUGGAGCGGCAGCCAAGCGAAAGAGGGAGGCUGUCAGCUUGGAUGACAUGUACCAUGAAGGCGAGGGUCACUUUGAUGAUGGUAACAAACAGUCGGGCACAGCCACGCCUGUUGAGCCUCUCGCAGCCGACGGCCGUGCUGCUAAGAAGAAAAAAAGCGGCGGUAAGAAGGCAAAGACCACGAAGCAGCGGUUGGCCAUUGCUGAUGGGGAGGUUGACGGAUGA